Molecule: messenger RNA, 3241 nt
Organism: Megalops cyprinoides (Indo-Pacific tarpon)
Lineage: Eukaryota; Metazoa; Chordata; Actinopteri; Elopiformes; Megalopidae
Gene: tom1
Product: target of myb1 membrane trafficking protein
Exons: 16
Coding region: 94-1623 (509 amino acids)
Biological process (GO): signal transduction
Cellular component (GO): membrane; endosome
Molecular function (GO): ubiquitin binding; phosphatidylinositol binding; clathrin binding
Source: RefSeq, a predicted model, not a curated record
CGGAGAGGGCGUUGAGGAGAGGAGUGUAACGCCAAGUUGAAGAAAGAAGGAAAGAAAGAAAGUAGGGGCGGACAGACUGGCAAAGACGGAGUGAUGGAUUUUCUAAUAGGGAGUCCGUUCUCCACCCCGGUUGGACAGCGAAUAGAGCACGCUACGAGCUCCGCACUUCAGUCGGAGGAUUGGGGCCUCAACAUGGAGAUAUGUGACAUCAUAAACGAGACAGAAGAAGGACCUAAAGAUGCAGUGAAAGCGAUCAAGAAGAGGAUUGUGGGUAAUAAGAACUUCAGAGAAGUCAUGCUGGCACUGACUGUACUAGAGGCAUGUGUGAAGAAUUGCGGUCACAGGUUCCAUGUUCUGGUGUCAACCCGGGAGUUUGUAGAGGGGGUUCUGGUCCGAGCCAUUAUGCCCAAAAACAAUCCUCCCAUGAUUCUUCAGGACAGGGUGCUGAGCCUAAUACAGGCAUGGGCAGAUGCGUUUCGCAGCUCCCCCUCUCUCACAGGCGUGGUCUCUGUGUAUGAGGACCUGAGGAGAAGAGGGCUGGAGUUCCCCAUGGCCAACCUGGAAACCAUGUCCCCUAUUCACACUCCACACAAGAGUGUGCAGAAUGACCAGUUGCCUGUCACUGCGCCAACCACCCAAACGGCUGCUCCCCCUGCCCCCACACCAUCCCAGCCACCUGCACCCCUGCCAAACAGCGAGGGCCCCCUUGCCAUCACUCCUGAUCAGUUGGAGAAGCUCCGAGCUGACCUGGAAGUGGUUCGGGGGAACCUGACCGUGAUGACGGAGAUGAUGAACCAGCUGGAUCCGGUUCACGCCAAGGAGUCGGACACCGAGCUCCUUCAGCAGUUGUACACCGUGUGUAAGUGCAUGCAGGACCGCAUUGUGGAGCUCAUUCCCAGACUCACCGAGGAAGCCCUGAUAGAAGAGUUGCUGGUCAUGAACGACGACUUCAAUACCACCUUCACCCGCUACCACAGGUUCGAGAAACACUGCAGUGGACAGAAGCCUCCAGAACAGGCUGUUGAAGCCACCUAUGAGAACCUUAUUGACCUCAGUCCCACCCCUACAUCUGUCAAUCAACCAGUAGUCACCGCUUUACCCUCCUACAAGCCCAUCAGCCAAUCAGCAGUUGGUGCUCUAUCCAAUCAGAUGGCUGGCCUCACCACGGGGACAGACGACGAGUUCGACAUGUUUGCUCAGUCAAGGAGCAGGUCCGUGGCAGAGCAGAAAAAGAGUGUGGACUAUGAAAACCUUGGAGCAGUGGAGACACAGGCUGGAAACGUGGAUACCAGGCGUAGGACUGCAGGAGUGGACGACAGCCCAGACUCCACCCCUCUCGGCUCAUCGCCUCACUCAGAAUGGAUGAUUGCCAGGGAAAUGAUCCCCAUCACUCAGACCAACGUGAUGGACGACAUUGAGAAAUGGCUCUCUGUUGACGAGGAGGAAGACCUGGAUGACAGUGAGGGUGUAACCAGUGAGGAGUUUGACAAAUUUCUGGAGGAAAGGGCAAAGGCAGCGGACCGCCUCCCCACCCUCAGAGCCACACCCUCUGCUCCGGCCAGCCCUCAGACACAGCCCACCCAGCAACUGGACCGAUCACAUGACCAGCUGUUCACUCUCUGAUUGGAUGGUGAAGUUGGCUGAUUGACACAUUUGACAGAGGUGUACUGUAACAAACACACUGGUGCACAUUCUCACACACACAGACACACACAUUCAUUCACUCAUCUAUACUCUUGAGUCAUGCUCUCACCUCAGUCAGGUAUGCUGCUGUCAGUGCAGCUCAGCAUCUGCGGUGAGGAUUUUGGUAUUAGCUGCUUUUUAACUCAGCUGUCACGGCCAUAUAAUUUCAUGAAAUAAUUAUCUCAGUGCUUAAUGACAAGCACUUAAAUGUGUUACCUAUGAUGGAAUGCCUCUGUUUGAGUACAUACACAUACAGUCAUUUACAUUUCCUACCAUAUUAUGCAGUCUUGCAUACAUAAACAUUUCUUUAAAGGCGUACAAACUCGGAAAAAAGUCCUGAUUCCAUAUGCUGAUUGUUACCUUAUGAAACAAUGAAUUCCGAAUGUUUUUCUCUUAAAUCAAUACCGGUAACUGCAGGACACAGAACUGUCCAGGUCCAACCAAACACAAUUUGACAGAGCUGUUUGAGCUGUUAUUGAGUGGCUGACUUGGAUUUGGCAACUGUAGCCAUUUACAGUGUCUGCUACAAGUCAUUUGUGGAAGUAAUAUGUAGCUGGGGUACAUUUAUGCAGCUAAAAAUAUCAAAUUAAAGGUAUCUCUCAGCUUAUUGAAUUGUGAGGAGUACGGGAUUAGCGUGUGUAGUUAGUGAUACAGAUACAUCCUAAAGCGUUGGUUAUUGAUUUAUUGAAUCAAUUAUUUAUUCAGUUCAUGAGCUACGGGGCCUAGGACAGUUUAGCUGUUUUUGUCUUGGCCUAUGGAUGCCAGCAAGUAGUAUGACGAGGGUCCCCUACCCAACUUGCCCGCCCUUAUCCCCAGUGGAACAAACCCAGUUUGUUCUGCUACUGUAGGCCCCCUGGUCAUUGUCAGCUGAUGACAUGGCCAGUUUCCUACCCAGGCCAUAGGGCUCAGUCUACACUCAAGAAUUACAGUGAAGCCGUUUUCAGUGUAAAUUUGAGCAGCAGAUAAAAAAAUGAUUACCUACCUACAUAUGUUGUAGCAUGAACACAGUGCUCUGUACACAUUUAAUUCACAGUGAACUUAUAGCAGAUAGACUGUGGAAUUUUGUCACAUCCAGGUCAGUGUUUAAAUCAAAAGCUGGAUCAGAGCUGACUAACUGAGCAUAGCUGGGGCUAAAAUUAGACUAUGCAGUGUUCCAUCAGGAACAAUGCUGAGAAACACUGACUUGCGCUGUUUUUUCCAUGCUGUUAUUCUAAGAUGAACCACAAGAGGGCACAGAAAGACUGAAGUAAUUUCAUCAAUGCUGGUAGUUACAAAUGAGACUUCAUAGUCCAUUUUAGAGCGACAACUGUUAGGUUGAACUUUAAAACAAAGCUACAAUGUUCUGUUUUAGAGGAAAAUGUGUAGUGUAUGAAUUAUUCAAUAUACAUAAAUGUAUCAAGUGUAUUAUACGAAUAGAUGAAAAUGGCAAACGUUAAGGAGAAAGAGGAAUCAAGAAUUUGUCUUCUUUCAAUUUUCAUAUGAAGGAAAAUUUUAUUAGAUGAUACAAAAUGUCAUUGCUGCUGUAAUGAAAUGUUAUUCUUAUUAAUAAAGAGAUGGU